AUGGAACACAGGGCUUUGGUACACGAUAAGGUCAGGAUCAGCGUGGACGAGUACAGUUCGAACCCCACUCAGGCCUUCACCCACUACAACAUCAACCAGAGUCGCUUCCAACCUCCGCACGUACACAUGGUGGACCCUGUACCCUACGACAGCCCAAAACCGAGCGGUCACACUCGCUUUGUGUGUGUAUCAGACACACACUCUCGGACGGACGGGAUUCAGAUGCCGUACGGAGACGUGCUGUUACACGCCGGAGAUUUUACCGAACUUGGCCUCCCGUCUGAGGUCAAAAAGUUCAACGACUGGUUAGGUUCUUUACCGUAUGAGUGUAAGGUGGUGAUAGCGGGGAAUCAUGAGCUCACCUUCGAUAAGGAUUUUAUGGCCGACCUGGUGAAACAGGAUUAUUAUCGAUUCCCGUCCGUCUCCAAACUCAAACCGGAGGAUUUCGAUAACGUGCAGUCGCUCCUGACCAACUGUGUUUACCUUCAGGACUCGGAUGUUACCGUUAAAGGCUUCCGGAUAUACGGGACGCCCUGGACCCCCUGGUUUAAUGGAUGGGGGUUUAAUCUCCCCCGUGGACAGUCUCUGCUGGAUAAGUGGAAUUUGAUCCCAGAGGGCAUCGACAUCCUAAUGACCCAUGGCCCGCCCCUCGGAUUUCGUGAUUGGGUUCCUAAGGAUCUGCAGCGUAUCGGAUGUGUUGAGUUACUGAACACCAUACAGCAACGAGUGCGACCAAAGCUCCACGUGUUCGGCGGGAUACAUGAAGGUUAUGGGAUUAUGACAGACGGCUACACCACGUUUAUAAAUGCUUCCACCUGCACCGUCAACUUCCAACCAACCAACCCACCUAUCAUCUUCGACCUGCCCAACCCCUCUACCUGA
Messenger RNA from Trichomycterus rosablanca, 882 nucleotides. It is a transcript of the gene mpped2a, whose product is annotated as metallophosphoesterase domain containing 2a. Bases 1 to 882 code for a protein of 293 amino acids. The transcript has 6 exons. Gene Ontology annotation, molecular function: hydrolase activity. The record is from RefSeq and is a predicted model, not a curated record. Lineage: Eukaryota; Metazoa; Chordata; Actinopteri; Siluriformes; Trichomycteridae.